AUGAUGGAGAACCUGGUGAUAGCCAAGGCGCGGGAGGAGACCCUGCAGCGCAAGGUGGAGGAGCGGAGGCUGCGGCUGCAGGAGGCCGCCAACAGGAGGUUCUGCGGCAGCGCGGCCCUCACCCCCGAGGAGCAGGAGCAGAGAGCCCUCUACGCCGCCGUGCUCGAGUACGAGCAGGACCACGACUGGCCGCGGCAGUGGAAGGCCAAGCUGAAGAGGAGCCCCGCGGAUCCCGCCGUGGUGGCCGGGCUCUUCUCCUGCCUCCUCAG
Molecule: messenger RNA, 269 nt
Organism: Nothoprocta perdicaria
Lineage: Eukaryota; Metazoa; Chordata; Aves; Tinamiformes; Tinamidae
Gene: VPS9D1
Product: VPS9 domain containing 1
Exons: 4
Source: RefSeq, a predicted model, not a curated record